This is a messenger RNA of Musca vetustissima, 4949 nucleotides long. RefSeq names its product transcription elongation factor SPT6 (gene Spt6). The transcript is spliced from 3 exons. Lineage: Eukaryota; Metazoa; Arthropoda; Insecta; Diptera; Muscidae. Bases 13 to 4926 code for a protein of 1637 amino acids. Gene Ontology annotation, molecular function: histone binding; DNA binding; nucleosome binding. Gene Ontology annotation, cellular component: transcription elongation factor complex. Gene Ontology annotation, biological process: nucleosome organization; transcription elongation by RNA polymerase II; positive regulation of transcription elongation by RNA polymerase II. The record is from RefSeq and is a predicted model, not a curated record.
UAUUUACAAUACAUGCAGAAACGUUUCAAACGUUUAAGAAGGAUACAAGAGGAGGAGAGCGAUGGAGAUGAUGAUCACGUUGACGAAGGCCUGGCUAGGGAAGCUAUAGCAGAGCAACUUUUCGACGACGACGAGAACGCUGAGAGGCAAUCUGAAAAAAGCAAUAGAGAACCCGAAAAUUUCGAAGAAGACGAGGAAGAAACGGAUUCUGAUGCUGAUGAUUUUAUUGUAGAUGAUGAAGGAAGACCUAUUGCAGAGAAGAAGAAAAAACGGAAGCCGAUAUUUACAGAUGCGUCUCUUCAAGAAGGUCAAGAUAUUUUUGGUGUAGAUUUUGAUUAUGACGACUUUUCCAAAUAUGAAGAAGACGAAUACGAAGAUGAUUCAGAAGGAGAAGAAUAUGACGACGAAGCGGGGGAUGAUGAUCGGGGUAGAGUGAAGAAAAAAACAACCAAGAAGUUACCGAAGAAAACAAUAUUUGAUUUGUAUGAACCAAGUGAGUUAAAAAGAGGUCACUUCACAGAUCUUGACAAUGAGAUUCGGAAAACUGAUAUCCCUGAACGAAUGCAGUUAAGACAAGUUCCUGUAGUUCCCGUUCCUGAAGGUUCUUCCGAACUAGAUAAUGAAGCAGAAUGGAUAUAUAAGCAAGCGUUUUGUAAACCUACCGUAUCACAGCAUGAUAAUAAUGACAAGAGUCGAGAAAUUAACAGGAAGCCCCCAAGUACAGUAGGAAAGAUAAAACAAGCCUUAGAAUUCAUAAGAAAUCAACAAUUGGAAGUACCCUUCAUAUCAUUUUAUCGUAAGGAAUACGUAAAACCUGAACUAAACACAGACGAUUUGUGGAAAGUAUAUUACUUCGAUGAACGUUGGUGUCAACUGCUAAAUAGAAAGAAUAAAUUAUUAAUUCUUUUUGAAAAAAUGCGAAAUUAUCAAAUAAACGAAAUUAUGAAAAAAUCUGAUUCCGAUUUACCGGAGGACAUUCGAGUUCUUAAGGAUGAUGACUUUGAACGUCUGCGGGAUGUACAAACUAUGGAAGAAUUAAAAGACGUGCAUUUACAUUUUCUUUUGUACUAUUCCCAUGAGAUACCUAAAAUGCAAGAGGAAGAACGAAAAAAGGAACGGGAACAAAAAAAACAACAAAGAAUGGAAAAACGCAGACAACAUUUAGAAGACGGUGGGGAUAUACAAGAUUCCGAGCACAUUUCCGACGAAGAAGACAGUGAUGAAUUAAAUGUACAAGAAGAACACUUAAAACAAGCUAAGGACUCGGGUCCGUAUGCUAUGUGUCGUAAGGCUGGUAUAUGUGGUUUUGCAAAACAUUUCGGAUUGCAACCCGAACAAUUUGCCGAAAAUAUCCGCGAUAGUUACCAGCGUCAUGAAGUUGAACAAGAAGUAAUAAGUCCAUCAGAUCUUGCAAGACAAUACUUAUGUCCAAAGUUCAUGACAAUAGAUGAAGUAAUUCAUGCAGCUAAAUUCGUUGUUGCAAGACAACUGUCAAAAGAACCUCUCCUUCGAAAAACAAUUCGUGAAGUAUAUUUUGAACGGGCAAAAAUUAACGUACGGCCAACCAAGCAGGGAAUAAAAGAGAUUGAUGAAAAUCAUCCGUGCUACCCUAUGAAAUAUUUAAAAAAUAAACCAAUCCGAGAUCUUAUUGGCGAACAAUUCCUUAGACUUUUUAUGGCAGAAGAGGACAAUCUUUUAAUUCUAAAUAUUGCCGAGGAAAUUGAAGGUAACACGUCUGGAUCUUAUAUAGAAGAAGCAAAACAACUUUACCAACGUGAUGAGUUUUCGAAAACUGUUCAAGAGUGGAAUACGCUUCGUGGCGAAUGUGUUGAGUUGGCGCUUAGAAAAAUGGUGAUACCUGAUUUAAAAAAAGAAUUAAAAAGAAUAGUUCUUACAGAAGCCAAAGAUUUUGUACUUAGAACAUGCUGUAAAAAAUUGUCAAACUGGUUGAAAGUGGCACCAUUUAGACCUGAUUUUUCAGAUGAAUAUACAUUUGAUGAUUGGGGUUCGACAAAAGGCAUUCGUUCCUUAGGACUUGCAUAUGUCCCGGAUUAUUCGCAGGCUGCAUUUUGUGCAAUUACAACACCGGAAGGAGAUGUAAGCGAUUACUUAAGACUGCCUCAUAUUUUAAAAAGAAAAUCUUCUUAUAGAUCAGAAGAAAAAGCUUUAAAAUUAUCAGAUUUGAACAAUUUAAAAGAGUUUAUACGGAGUAAAAGGCCACAUGUAAUAGCUAUUGGAGGAGAGUCCAGAGAGGCACAAAUGAUUCAAUCUGACAUUCAAGAAAUUAUUAAAGAAUUAAUGGAGGAGGACCAGUUUCCGAAUAUUGCAGUGGAAAUAAUUGAUAAUGAACUAGCAAAAAUAUAUGCGAAUUCACAAAAAGGGGCAUCUGAUUUUAAGGAAUAUCCAACAUUACUCAAACAAGCUGUUUCUCUCGCACGUAAAAUACAAGAUCCACUUUUAGAGUACUCUCAACUCUGCGGGCCUGACGAAGAAAUUUUAUGCUUGCGUUACCAUUCUUUGCAAGAUCAAUUGUCGAAGGAAGAACUAUUAGAGCACCUUUAUAUAGAAUUCAUUAACCAAACCAAUGAGGUGGGCGUGGACAUAAAUAUGGCUGUACAAAAUUCAUAUACAUUAAAUUUAGUACAAUUCAUAUGUGGACUCGGCCCUAGAAAAGGUCUGGCGUUAAUUAAGAUUCUUAAACAGUCAAAUCAGAGAUUAGAGAACAGAACGCAGUUAGUAACAUUGUGUCACUUAGGGCCCAAAGUUUUUAUAAACUGUUCGGGAUUUAUAAAAAUUGACACGAGUUCUCUUGGUGAUAGUACCGAGGCUUAUGUGGAAGUUCUGGAUGGUUCAAGAGUACAUCCUGAAACAUACGAAUGGGCUCGGAAAAUGGCAAUAGAUGCGAUGGAAUAUGACGACGAAGAAACCAAUCCCGCCGGAGCUUUAGAAGAAAUAUUGGAGAGCCCAGAAAGACUUAAAGACCUUGAUCUUGAUGCAUUUGCUGUAGAACUUGAACGUCAAGGGUUUGGAAAUAAAAGCAUUACACUUUACGAUAUAAGAUCCGAAUUGAAUUCAUUGUACAAGGAUUUUAGGGUUCCAUAUCGUUCUGCCAAUUCUGAGGAGCUUUUCGAUAUGUUAACGAAAGAAACACCUGAAUCAUUUUAUGUUGGAAAAAUGGUGUUAGCGACCGUGGCUGGGAUUUCUCAUCGGAAGCCCCAAGGGGAACAAUUGGAUCAAGCAAAUCCUGUUCGAAAUGAUGAAACUGGUAACUGGCAAUGCCCCUUUUGUUUAAAAGACGAUUUUCCUGAAUUAUCGGAAGUGUGGAAUCACUUUGAUGCGGGUGCGUGUCCCGGUCAGGCCACUGGUGUAAAACUUCGUCUAGACAAUGGUUUAUCAGGUUUUAUACAUAUUAAAAAUUUAUCAGAUAAGCACGUGAAAAAUCCGGAAGAACGAGUACAAUCUGGGCAAGCAAUUCAUGUAAGAAUUAUUAAAAUAGAUGUUGAUCGUUUUUCAGUAGAUUGUUCAUCAAAGAGUUCAGAUUUAAUGGAUAAGAAUCAUGAAUGGAGGCCUAGACGAGAUCCUUUCUAUGAUUAUGAACAAGAAGAAUUUGACAAUAGCAAAGAGAAAGACCAGAAACAAGUCAAAACAAAGCAACAAUAUGUAAAACGUGUAAUAAUACAUCCUUCCUUUCAUAACAAAUCAUAUGCGGAAGUGGUAAAAAUAAUGGAAAACAUGGAUCAAGGUGAAGUGAUUGUUCGUCCAUCGAGCAAAGGUUCGGAUCACUUAACGGUAACGUGGAAAGUCACAAACGAUAUUUACCAACACAUAGAUGUGCGCGAAGAAGGUAAAGAAAAUGCAUUUAGUCUAGGUCAAAGCUUGUGGAUUGGAAAUGAGGAAUUUGAAGAUCUCGAUGAAAUUAUAGCAAGACAUGUCAAUCCUAUGGCAGCUUGUGCGCGAGAACUACUUACUUAUAAGUACUAUCGUGACACAGGAGGUGGGCUUAAAGAUAAAAUGGAAGAAUUGUUAAAAGAAGAAAAGAUCAAAGACCCCAGAAAAAUACACUAUUUUAUUUCGGCAUCUAAAAAUUAUCCUGGAAAGUUUUUGCUAUCAUAUUUACCCAAAAACAAAUGUCGACAUGAAUACAUUACUGUAGUCCCCGAAGGAUUCCGUUUCAGAGGGCAAAUUUUUGAUUCUUUAAACGGCUUACUUAAAUGGUUUAAAGAUCAUUAUUCUGAUCCUAUAAUAUCUAAUACACCCGUAUCUACUUCGCAUCUUAAUUCAGUCUCAAGAUUGAGCAACAGUGGGUAUGACACUCCUCGAGUAACUGAUUCAAGAUCUUCGCAACAAUUACCACAAAGCGUUUCUGCGCAUACACCUCAUUUUUCAAGUACACCAGGAUAUCAUGGAGGAUAUGUGAAUACCCCAUAUACUCCAAGUGGCCAAACUCCGUUUAUGACUCCAUAUACCACUCCCCACUCGACUCAAACUCCGCGUUACGGUAGUAGUACGCCUAGUCCAAGCUCUUCGACUUCACAUUUGACAUAUGGCCACCAAUCACAUAAUAGCAGAAAUUCAAAAGAAGCUGGUUACGGUAAUGCACAAAGAUAUGACAAAAAUCAUCGAACACAACGAACGAACGAAAGUCUAGAAUGGCAGAUUGCAUCAGAUUCAUGGGCUAGGCGGAAACGGGUUAAUCCUGCUAUGCCUCAGAGUAGGCACGAUUCAGUGAGAGCGGCAAAUUAUUGUAUGCCUCCACCAAACAUUGAAUACUCUCAACCAACACCCCAAUACGGAGAGGAAAAUCGAAUUAGACCUCCACAAGAUUAUCAAAGAAGUCCUAGGUCUAUUCGAAGCACUCCCCGUACGAAUACCUCACCACAUUCUAUGAAUUUAGGUGAUUCUACUCCAUUAUAUGAUGAAAACUGAAUUGUAUCAAAUAAAGUAACAUA